Molecule: messenger RNA, 507 nt
Organism: Boeremia exigua
Lineage: Eukaryota; Fungi; Ascomycota; Dothideomycetes; Pleosporales; Didymellaceae
Exons: 2
Coding region: 1-507 (168 amino acids)
Biological process (GO): nuclear-transcribed mRNA catabolic process, RNase MRP-dependent; maturation of 5.8S rRNA from tricistronic rRNA transcript (SSU-rRNA, 5.8S rRNA, LSU-rRNA)
Cellular component (GO): ribonuclease MRP complex
Molecular function (GO): rRNA primary transcript binding
Source: RefSeq, a predicted model, not a curated record
AUGCCAUUCUCCGCCAAUGCACUUAUUAACGCCUCGCAGCAUGACAAAGCCAUGCUCCUUGACAUCUAUGAGUUACUCAACAAUCUCUUUGUUCGCAACAGAAACCAGCAUCGCCGCAGCCACUGGUGGAAGAGCUUGCACGCCUUUCGAAAGCAACUCACGAUUCUCCUGUCAGAAAUGGAGACUGGCAAGAGAUCCGAGCGCUCAGCGAAGAUCGAAGCGAGGUUAAAGUAUUGGGACGAGAAGUGUGUGCAUGUCUGGUACUGCCAAUUUUCUCAGCUGAUUGCUGUUGGUUCGUUCGCUAUGCUGGGCCUGGUGAUGAUGGCUUCCGUGGCGCGUUUAUGCCGCAUUACAGGCAUCACAACUGCGUACGAGGAGAUUGCUUCGGCUGACAUUCGGGGUGUCUUGAGCGCGAACGACGAGUUGUCUCUAUCAAAUGAUUUUGGUGACGUAGCUGAUGAAAAGCCGGAGUGGGAUGAGGGCGUCGUAAUUGCACGUGAGGACUAA